AUGCCCGCUUCUCAUAAAAAGACCCUCUCAUCCAGCUACUACGAUGCUGGAUCGUUUUCUAGCAUCGCAUCUCAGGCCACAUUGACUGAAUUACCAGCAAGAUCCAAUAGCAAUCAGACCAUCAAUCGCCUUACUCGACAGCAAACCAGCGAAUCUGUUACGGUGCCUCCUGCUGUAGCCGCCAUCGGACCUGCCAUGGAUGCGCCGUUACCUUUCAGACCCUCUCUAUGGAGAGCCAACACCAUCAACUCGAGAUCCAUGAACAACACGCCUGAUCUCGAGCGAGGAGCAAGCAUCAAGUCCAACUAUUUUAAUAAACUUGACCGAGUGUCUACCAGCGCAUCGAAUAACCACAACUCCAUAACAGGAGCAGCCUAUCAGACUGAUCUCAAGCGAGACAAUAGCAUAGCCACGGCCAUCAGCAUGCGGCGGGCCGACAUCAUGGUGUCCAGAGACAAUCCGCAGCAUUUACAUCAGCAUCGCAUUAGCGGCGCAAGAAACGACGAUGAAGACACUACCAUUCAUGCAGACCUGACAGACAGCCUUGAUCAGCACAGCCUUCAUGCAACACCAUGCGUAAAAGACGAGCUUCUAUACGAGAAAAAGAAGAGUAUCAUCAUCUUAUUGGGACGAUUACUGCUCAAAUGUGGGUGUCCAUGCCACAGAGUAGACGAAACAUUGCAACAUACAUCCAAGCUUCUCGAACUGGAUGCUUCUUUUUCCUUUUUGCCUGAUUCUGUCCUGAUCACAUUUACAGACGGCGAUGAGACCCAGUCCAUCAUGGUCAAGUCGCCUCAAGGUUUCGACAACGGUAAAAUAGCAAAGAUCAAUGAUAUCAUGAACUUUUUCCAGCGAGGUGAGCUGGAUCUAGAUCGCUGCCUGGUGCUUCUCCAUGACGUUGCUACAGCGCCUCCAACCUGUGGUGUGUGGUCGACGGUUACCUUCUUCACACUGAGUAGCUUUACUGCCUCCGCCAUGAUGUUUGGAGGCACCUGGGUCGAUGCCAGUAUCAGCGGCUCCCUUGGCUUGCUGGUGGCCAUCCUGUACAUCUUGUCUGCUCAUUUUCCAAUCUACGCCAGAGUGUUUGAAAUCUCGGCAUCCGUUGUGGUGGCCAUCAUUACUAGAGCGUUGCAUAAUUACUGCUGCUUUACAAGCGUGGUUCUGUCCGCCAUCCUUAUUUUACUGCCAGGCUACACAAUGACGGUCGGUGUGAUUGAACUAUCCGCAAGACAUGUCACUACGGGUAUCGUUCGGCUUGUCUAUGCUGUAUUUUAUGCAUUUCAAUUGGCGUAUGGAUUACAGGUAGGCAGUAGUGUCUAUAAUGCCAUUGAUCCCAGUGCUCCAGAAGACGGUUUAUGUGGGCAGCCUUUGGUGUCUCCUUGGUUUUAUAUUUUGCUUUUGCCCGUCUUAAGCAUCGCCAUUGCAUUAUCCUAUGGAUCUUCUCGAAAGCAGUGGAUUUCGCAAACACUUUCGGCUACCAUUGCCUUCUGUCUCUCCUACUUUUUGGGUAAAGUGAUUCCAGAUGGUCAGAUUGUAGGCAGUAUUGCUGCGUUUGCUAUAGGGCUCUAUUCCAACUUUGCACUCAAGAUCACAGGUGAACCACCCUUGGCGCCGCUAUGUGUAGGUGUCACUCUGUUGGUACCCGGAAGUAUAGGUGUUCGAGGCGCAUAUUCUGUAUUACAUCAGACUGAUUUAACGCAAGGUAAUUUUCCAAUGCAGAUGCUGACCAUUGCAUUGGGCCUCUCGGCUGGUUUGUUUGCUGCUGCCAUGAUUGUUUAUCCGGCUGGUAAAAAGAGAUCCAUGUACAUUUCUUUGUAA
Molecule: messenger RNA, 1818 nt
Organism: Mucor velutinosus
Lineage: Eukaryota; Fungi; Mucoromycota; Mucoromycetes; Mucorales; Mucoraceae
Exons: 3
Coding region: 1-1818 (605 amino acids)
Biological process (GO): transmembrane transport
Molecular function (GO): transmembrane transporter activity
Source: RefSeq, a predicted model, not a curated record